Penicillium robsamsonii is the source of this 1590-nucleotide messenger RNA. RefSeq names its product Carboxylesterase type B. The coding region runs from base 1 to 1590 and encodes 529 amino acids. The record is from RefSeq and is a predicted model, not a curated record. NCBI's taxonomy places the organism in Eukaryota, Fungi, Ascomycota, Eurotiomycetes, Eurotiales, Aspergillaceae. The transcript has 7 exons.
AUGAAAGCGGGUUGGAAUCCAAUUGGAUCUGCAUUGUUGCUGGCUUCGUGCCUCCCCACAGUCUGGGGACAGCAAUGUCCAGGUCACCCAGAAAAUCACAUCGGUGACUCCGUAGUGACCAGCAGUGGACUGAUUGAGGGGCACGCUGCCCCUCGUAGGCCUGCGGUCUCUGAGUACUUGGGUAUUCCCUAUGCUUCGGCACCAAUUGGAAAUCUCCGAUUUGCAGCUCCGGUGGCUUAUGAUGCCAAUGGUACCAUUCAGGCAACUGCCUAUAGCCCUGAUUGCCCUGCAAAUGCUGGCUCAGUUCCAGAUUACCCUGGCUUUACUCCGCAGGCUCCCAAAAUUGUAAAGUCCUUUACCCAGGCUCUGGGAACUUCCCAGAGCGAAGACUGUCUUUUCUUGAAUGUGUGGACCCGUCCCACAGUCUCCAACUUGAAGCCAGUUCUGCUAUGGUUCCACGGUGGUCGUUUUACUGGAGGCGGCGCCAACAAUCCAUACUAUGAUGGACAAGUCUUGGCGGAUGAACAUGAUGUGGUGGUGGUGACCAUCAACUACCGAUUGAAUAUCUUUGGUUUCUCUGGUGCACCAAAUCUUCCCCAAAACGUCGGACUUCUGGAUCAACGUAUGGCAGUGGAAUGGGCUCAUCAGAAUAUCGCUGCGUUUGGUGGAGACCCAAAUCGUAUCACAAUCUUCGGACAGUCUGCUGGUGGCUCUGCCGUCGACUAUUAUUCACAAGCCUGGGCAAAGGAUCCCCUUGUUGCCGGUCUCAUCUCGCACUCUGGAACUUCGCUUAGCUUUGUGCCCAACACUGCAGAAGAGUCCGCCAGUUACUUUUACACUGCUUCCAAGAUUCUCGGUUGUGGAGACCAAACCAGUGACCCCGAAGAAGUUGUCAAGUGUGUUCGCCAGAAGCCGUUCACCGACGUCGUUAAGGCGGGUGGUAAGGUCCCGCCCGCACCUUCACCAGCAACUCCACAGGCAGUGUUUCAUCCGACAGUGGAUGGAGUUACCGUGUUUGGCAACUAUGCCGAGCGAUCUGCUGCAGGCCAAUUCGCACGUCUACCAUAUUUGAUCAACAGCAACCACUACGAACCUGGUUACUAUCGCAUCAGCGCAUUUAACGCGAAUAUUACUCUCAGUGAUGCCGCAUGGCAAACUUUCAAUGAUGCCGCUUUCACUUGCCCUAGUGGUGCAUCUGCAAGAUACCGAGUUGACAGCGAUGUUCCGGUCUGGCAGUCCCACUACUUCGGUGACUGGGACAACCUGCGUUUGCACCCUAACAGCGGAAGCUACCACGGUGCCGACCUGCCUAUGGUGUUCGGAACUGCAGAGCAUAUCAGCGGGAUUCCAAACAGCAACCCGGAGAAUGAGAUUGCCCAGUACAUGGCUUCCGCCUGGGUUGCGUUUGCAACUGAUCCUGAAGAGGGCUUGACUAAGUUCGGAUGGCCCCGAUACAAUCCUAAUGAGAAAACACUCGUUGGACUUGCCUACAAGGAGGGUUCCAAUAUGCAGCUGCUCCGACCUGAGGAUGUCGAGCAGGGAUGUGCUGCUUUGAAGGGUGAUAGCACUCCCGGAAAGGGUGCCUUUUAG